AUGGUGAAGACACAUAGAUGCAAGAAACUCUCAUGUAAAGAGCAACCUUUGGACCAAGAAUGGCAUAGAAGAAUAGAGAGCCUAGAUGUGAAUUCCAGUCCUUCAUUGAUGCUGAAUAUUGCCCUUGCACUCCAACAUGUGCUGGUUCUGUCCUCUCUGUGUGCGCUGGUUGUGGAAACACUCAUUCAGGAAGUAGACAAAGACAGAAUAGUGGCCUAUGUGUUCUUUAACUCAGGUAUAUCUACGCUGUUGCAGAGCUGGAUUGGAUCACGUUUGCCAUUGAUCUUGGCUCCAUCUUUGGACUUUCUGAUCCCUGCCUUGGCUCUGCUUUCUGCUCAGUCAGGGACUGCUGUGGCCUGCAGGGGGCAGUGCACUGAACCAGAGGAGCCUGUGGCCCAGCACUCCCAAUAA
Molecule: messenger RNA, 411 nt
Organism: Carassius auratus (goldfish)
Lineage: Eukaryota; Metazoa; Chordata; Actinopteri; Cypriniformes; Cyprinidae
Product: solute carrier family 23 member 3-like
Exons: 4
Coding region: 1-411 (136 amino acids)
Biological process (GO): transmembrane transport
Cellular component (GO): membrane
Molecular function (GO): transmembrane transporter activity
Source: RefSeq, a predicted model, not a curated record